Molecule: messenger RNA, 363 nt
Organism: Prorocentrum cordatum
Lineage: Eukaryota; Dinophyceae; Prorocentrales; Prorocentraceae
Source: the annotation of a GenBank genome assembly
AGGAGACCCCCAAGUGCUCGGAGCAGUGCAAGAUAGCGGGCCGGCGCUUCAAGGAGCUCGGCGAGGCCGAGAAGGCCGAGUGGCAGGCCAAGUUCGAGCAGGCCACCGCCCAGUACGAGAGGGACAUGCAGGCGUGGCGCGAGGCGGGCGGAGAGGAGCUCGAGAAGAAGCGCAAGGCUGACGAGGAGGCAGGCAAAGCCGAGGCGAAGAAGCGCAAGGACACCAAGAAGGCCGCGCGGGAGGAGGCGAAGCGAAACAGGGCGAAGGACAGCAACGCGACAGAGACGGAGGCGAUGGGCGCGAGCCCCAGCGCCCGCGAGCCGCGGGAGGCCGAGGGCGAGGAGAGCCCCGGCAGGGAGCCGC